AUGCAACCCAACCUCUAUCCCCCACUGAACUACGGCUACUGCAGGACGGGAAAUACUCCGUUCCCGCAGCUAAGCUCAUCAAUCGAGCACUCAUCAAGCAAAGAGCAGCAGAACAACAAGAGAUCUCUCGAGCAGAAGAAGAAAGGUACAUCAGUGCAGCGCUCCGAAAUGAAUGACUCUCAGAGCCGCUCACAGUUCGGAGCUCCGUUAGCCCAAAGCCAACCAGUACAAAUAGCUACCCCCUCAAUCUACAAACAGUCCCUAACACCGCGCCCUUCAGUCCUUCACCCACACUGUCUAGCACGAGAUCGAUUAAGGCUUUGGGUACCAGCAGGAGAGAGUACCAGGCAACUAGCGUCGACGCUAGAGAAGUCGCAGAACCACGAGGUAUCGGAUGAACAAUUGGAUCGAAUCCUAGAUGUGAUAGGGUCAGUGUGGGCGCAAUCCACAAAGGAGACGUAUGGGGCGGGUCUCUUAGUUUUCCACGUAUACUGCGAUAUCAACCACGUUGAAGAGGACAAGUGUUGCCCCGUUAACCCCAACCUUCUCCUAGAGUUCCUGUCCAGCUGUGCUGGUUCCUAUUCAGGGUCAGCAAUAGCAAACUUCGUAGCCGGCAUUAAAGCCUGGCACUUACUCCAUGGUAGAGCCUGGAUGAUCCAACCGGGAGAGCUUAAAACAUUACUCAAAGGUACAUCGGUCCUCGCUCCUCCAUCUUCGAAGUGUCCAAAGAGACAGCCGUUCAACUCCCAACUUCAUCACAUGCAUCCGCAACCAGAUGGACUUAAACAAACCGCUUGA
Suillus discolor is the source of this 798-nucleotide messenger RNA. RefSeq lists its product as uncharacterized. The transcript has a single exon. The coding region runs from base 1 to 798 and encodes 265 amino acids. Lineage: Eukaryota; Fungi; Basidiomycota; Agaricomycetes; Boletales; Suillaceae. The record is from RefSeq and is a predicted model, not a curated record.